This is a messenger RNA of Morone saxatilis (striped sea-bass), 853 nucleotides long. It is a transcript of the gene atp5mc1, whose product is annotated as ATP synthase membrane subunit c locus 1. The record is from RefSeq and is a predicted model, not a curated record. The transcript is spliced from 5 exons. The coding region runs from base 124 to 537 and encodes 137 amino acids. Gene Ontology annotation, molecular function: proton transmembrane transporter activity. Lineage: Eukaryota; Metazoa; Chordata; Actinopteri; Moronidae. Gene Ontology annotation, biological process: proton motive force-driven ATP synthesis; proton transmembrane transport.
GUAGACGCCGAGUUUAUAAGUGACAAGGUGACAAUCUGCACAUCCCACAUUCACUGACUGACGCUGUGUGCGAGAGCAGCUAAUCCCGGACCCUCCGAAAGCCGUAACAAACCGCUUCCAGCCAUGUACGCCUGCGCCAAGUUUGUCACUUCUCCUGCUGUGCUGCGUGGGGGGUCCAGAGUCCUCGCCCGGCCAGUCUCAGUCUCCCUCUUCAACAGACCUGAAGCCACAGUGGAGCAGCAGGCCCUGUUGCCAGUCAGCCAGUCUGCAGUCCUGACCCGCUCCUUCCAGACCAGCGCUGUCUCCCGGGACAUCGACACUGCCGCUAAGUUCAUUGGUGCUGGUGCUGCCACAGUGGGUGUUGCCGGCUCAGGAGCUGGAAUCGGAACAGUGUUCGGCAGCCUCAUCAUUGGCUAUGCCAGGAACCCCUCCCUGAAGCAGCAGCUCUUCUCCUAUGCCAUCCUGGGCUUCGCUCUGUCUGAGGCUAUGGGUCUUUUCUGUCUGAUGGUGGCGUUCCUCAUCCUCUUCGCCAUGUAAACCUGGAAACACACGCCCACAGCUCCCUUCACUCACCCGUUUCCUCCCCGGUCUCGUUUCCUUCCUUGCUCCCUUCUUCCUCCCUUCGUUCCAUCCAGAAGGGGGUUUUCCAGAACGGGAACUCUGAAUGAGCUGGUUGGCCGUUCCAAUCAAUGGAGAAAAAUUAAAGGAAAGAUAUUACUAUCUGAGGGUAACAAACCUCCAAUCCUACAUUUUUAUGUUCCUACGCUUAUUUUUGUUUUUCAGAAGUUUUAUGUAAGACCUCACUUCGGUUGAAAUAAUCUGUCCAGAAUAAAAGAUUGGAUAACUAAAAAGA